Messenger RNA from Raphanus sativus (radish), 252 nucleotides. RefSeq names its product putative defensin-like protein 252. The record is from RefSeq and is a predicted model, not a curated record. The coding region runs from base 1 to 252 and encodes 83 amino acids. NCBI's taxonomy places the organism in Eukaryota, Viridiplantae, Streptophyta, Magnoliopsida, Brassicales, Brassicaceae. The transcript is spliced from 2 exons. Gene Ontology annotation, biological process: signal transduction.
AUGAAGUGUGCUAUUUUGUUUGUUGUUUUAUGCGUUCUCAUGUUCCAAGUUUCGAACAUUGUAAAAGCGAAUGGCCUAGACAUGUGUAGAUGGCAUGGUAGGUAUCCUGGAAAAUGUGGCCCGGGAAAGUGUCAUAACGAAAUAAAGUCACCUCACAAGUUUCAGCGUUGCGAUUGUAAAGAUAUUAUUUAUCUAAAGAAAGACCAUCAUGACUGCGAUUGUUACAUUAAGCCUCCUUGUCGUCCAAACUAA